This is a messenger RNA of Penicillium olsonii, 759 nucleotides long. Lineage: Eukaryota; Fungi; Ascomycota; Eurotiomycetes; Eurotiales; Aspergillaceae. The record is from the annotation of a GenBank genome assembly.
AUGGCCUCUUACUUCAUCACUGGUACCUCCCGCGGUGUUGGCCUCAAGCUCACUGAGAUUCUUGCGGCCAGGCCUGCCUCGGAGGUCUCCAUCGUCUUUGCUGCCGCCCGCACGGAGACUCAGGCUCUCAAAGAUCUGGCCGCCAAAUACGAUGGUCGCAUUGAGAUCGUUCCUAUCGAUAUCACAUCUGAGCAGAGCGUCAAGCAGGCCGCCAGCAAGGUUGAGCAGUCCCUAGGCGGCAAGGGCCUUGAUGUCGUGAUCAACAAUGCCGGCAUUAUGAACUACACCCCCGACGGUAUUGAGACCAUGACUGAUCUUGAAUCCUCUUUCACUACCAAUGUCACCAGUGCUCAUCUCGUCACCAGCGCACUCCUUCCGCUCUUGAAGAAGGGUAACCUCAAGAAGGUGGCCAAUGUCUCUACUACCCUUGGCUCCAUUGGAAUGGCCUCCACCUACUCACUCUUCCCUGUCCCCGCCUACAAGGUCUCCAAGGCCGCCCUGAACAUGCUUACUGUGCAAUACGCCCAGUCAUUUGCCGAUCAGGGAUUCUGCAUCUUCUCUCUUUCCCCUGGUUGGGUCCAGACCGAUCUUGGAGGUGCUUCGGCCGAUUUGACCGUCGACCAAAGUGCCAAUGGAGUUCUAGAAGUUGUCGACCGUGCCGACAAGCAGGCCAACGGUAAAUUCUUCAACAUCCGCGUCGACGGUUGGGAGAAGGCCGAGGGACUCAACCGAUAUGAUGGCGCCGAGCCUUCAUGGUAA